Messenger RNA from Apis laboriosa (Himalayan honeybee), 1784 nucleotides. RefSeq names its product E3 ubiquitin-protein ligase LRSAM1-like. The transcript is spliced from 12 exons. NCBI's taxonomy places the organism in Eukaryota, Metazoa, Arthropoda, Insecta, Hymenoptera, Apidae. Gene Ontology annotation, molecular function: protein binding. The coding region runs from base 1 to 1737 and encodes 578 amino acids. The record is from RefSeq and is a predicted model, not a curated record.
AUGUCUGAUUUAGCUAAAGAUUUAUUAAUACAAUAUUAUGGGUUUGGUGCAGCAUCGAGUGGCAAAAAGUUUCUCUCGAUACAUCGUAAUAUCGAAAGAGUAAAAAACGAAGAUGAAAAACAGAUUACUGAGCACUCUUUAACCAGCAAUGAUGAGAAUGUGGCCAAUGAAGAGUUUCAGAAAAAUAUUGAGGAGGAUCGAAAACUUAGUAUUGGAAACGAUUUGUAUCCACAAUCCUCACAAGUUUUAAAUAACUUGGAAGAUGCAUAUGACAAUAAUGAAAAUUUCGAUAUAAGAAAUAUCGACUUUGGUCCGAAUAUUCUUUGUAGCACUCUUGAAAAUGUAUCACCUAAACAAUCAUACGAACAAUUGUCUGGUAUAUCAGAUGUACAUUUACCCGAGCAAUCAACAAAUGAUGUUUCUUCAAAUUAUAUUAAAAUAAAUAUCGAAGAUCCAGAAAUAGAAAUAAUUGAUGAGAUAAAAGAUGCAAAGAAAGAUGAAUUAAAUUUGGAACUUAUCGAGGAUACAUUUUCUAACGAUGUUUCAGAAUAUUCUUCCUUGUCACAUAAAGAAUCAAAAACAUUUUUGAAAAGUAAUACAAGUGUACCGUCAAACGAAUCUAUUUCAUCGCCAUUAGUACCAAAAAAGGAACCUAUUUACAAUGACAUGUUUGCAGAUUUUUCAAAUACAGAUUUAAAACAAUUUCCUAUUGUGAUAUUAAACAACUUUUCACAAUUAAGGAUGUUAUAUUUGUCGAACAACAAUUUGAUCGAAGUUCCUGACGAAAUUUUUACUUAUUUAAAUUAUCUACAGUGGUUAGAUAUCAGAAAUAAUCAAAUUACUUUUUUGCCAGUUAGCAUUAAAUGGCAUAGCUGCUUAGAAACAAUUUUACUUCAAGGAAAUAAAAUGAAGGAAUUACCAUUGGAACUUUGCACCCUAUCAAAUCUAAAAAAUCUUCAAGUAGCAGAUAAUCCACUUAUCAUGCCACCGCAAGAUAUUGUAGGUUCCGGUUGCGCUACCAUUUUGGAAUUCUUACGAAUUGAAUGGAAUAAACUACAUCCUGAUGAAUGGAUAGAACCCAAAAAAAAUAAAAUUGAACCAAAAUUAUCGACAAUUCUAUGUUAUCAAUCUCCACGAAAAAAUAAAAAGAAAAUAAUAUCAUUAAAGGACACCAUAUGUAAUAGAAAUAUAGCUAUAAGCGAAAAACGUAAAUUAUAUAAGCCAAGUAGCAGAUGUGAAAAUAAAGGUGCAAACAUUAUAAUGGAACAUCGAUUAUUAUGGUUUUCUAAGUUAAGAGAUUUAAUUGCUAAACAAACAGCAACAAUCCAAAAAAUAAAAGAUGAAAAUUUUUUAAAAGAAUGGAGGCGGGAUAAAAGAAGUUAUACCAAAGCUAUGCAAAAGGCAAUGAAGAGAAAUGAAGAUGACAUUCCAUUUGAUAUUGAUGUUGAAGAUUAUGCUUCUAUAUUCAAACAAAAUUCUAAAUUGAAAAAGUUGAAAUCAAAGAAAAAAGACAAACAAAGAUUUUCAUCACCUAUAGAUAUUAACAAGAAAAUUAACGAAUUAUUAGAAUCUUUAAAUAAACUCGAAAUAAAUAUUACGUAUGAAAAAAGUCCUAGAACCAAACAGAACUUGUAUAAAAAUGAAAUAGAAAAGAUAUUACAAUUUCAAAAUGAAAUUCAGAAUUUGCGAAAAUACAAUGAAAUCAAUGUACCACAUAAAGUAUCAUCGCAAAAUUAAAAUUGCAAUGAUAUCAAUACCGAUCUCUUUCUGAUUACACCAGGAGU